CCGCCCCGUCCUCAGCAGUAGGUUUUCUGAUAUUCUACGACCUCUACGACGCAUACAGAUCAGCUUGUACACUAAAUCCGAGCAGAUAAUCGAGGAAACGUAUUUGCUGAAGCAUUUGGAUUUUGCGCAUUGUCAAUUCAUUUACUUUUGAAUAAUGUCGAAGCGGCAGCAGAUGAAGAACGAGGCCCUACUUAGAGAUCUCUCGGAUCUUCCAGAAAAUCGCAGAUGCGCCGAUUGUGGUGCCAGAAAUCCAGGAUGGGCGAGCUGGAAUCUCGGUGUCUUUCUCUGCAUGCGAUGCGCAGGUAUUCACAGAAAAAUGGGGACUCAUGUGUCAAAAGUGAAGAGUCUCAGCGUUGAUUCAUGGAGUGUUGAUCAGAUUUACGGAAUGCGCGAUAUGGGAAAUAAGAAGGCAAACUCGAUCUGGGAUCCAGAUAAUCACGGAAGCCGAAUGCUCGGAUACGAUGCAGAUGACGAUAGUGCAGUGGAACGAUAUAUCCGGGAUAAGUAUGAGCGAGGAAAGUUUAGACGUGACGCCGAUGACUUUGGUGGACGGCGCUCCUCCGGAUACGAUGACUACGAAGACAACGAUUACGGAGUUGGCGGAAGCCGUGGAAUCAAAGAAUCAUCAUCGUCCGGCCCCUCGCGCUGGUUUAGAAAAUCCAAGAAUAAAAAGGAAGCUAAGGAUGAUGAUCCAUACGGAGAUACGUAUGAAGCUCGCCCUGCUCGCAAUGGAAGUCGUCGAGAACGACGAAACGACGAAGAUGACUUUGGCAAAAGUCGCGAGCGCGAUAGACCAUCCCGAAACCGCAGAACCUCAGAGUUUCACGAGGAUUACGACUAUAAAGACAAAGUCUCAAAGCUGCGUGAUAUGGGAUUCUCUGACAGCCGCAAGAAUCUCGACGCUCUUGAGCGAUCCAACGGCGAUAUACUUCGUGCAAUUGAGAUCUUGACUGGCGACGAAUCCUCAGAGAGUAAGCCGCGACUACCUCCUCGACCUGGUUCAGUAUCUGCUCCUUCAUCAGGCGCCACCAGCCAGCCAUCUACUAGUACUACAACGGGCAACGCCCCUAGUGCUGCACAGCCUUUCCAACAGCCGAUGUACGAUCAAUAUGGAAACCAGAUUGGCGUGUUCCCAGCACAGCAGCAGCCUCAACAGCAGCAGUACCAGCCGCAAGCAGCGGCGCCUCAACAGUUUAAUCAGUUGACUGGUAUGCCAAGUCAGUAUGGUCAGCCUGCUGCCAAUCAGCAGGGUAUGGCGCAGCCGUCCCAGUUACAGCAGCAACAGCCUCAGAAUCUUUUUGCGCAGCCGACUGGUGCGCCAUUCCAACAACCGCAGACUUCCCAGCAGACUCAGGUCAAUCCUCAGCAGUCGUAUGGAGCUUCUUUGUUCCAGUCUCAGCAGCAGCCUGCCAAUCCUUCGCCAUUCCAGCCAUUCCAGUCUACGGCUACUGGCGCAUCGACUGGAUAUGGUCAGCAGCGCAACAGCUUACUGCCCCAGGCAACUGGAUUUAACGGUGGAAUGAAUGGCUAUGGCAAUCUGCCGCAGCAAGGUUCGCAGCAGCAACCUUCCAGUCAGAAUGCAUUUACGUCUCCGUUCAAUGGUCAAACUCAGCAGCAAGGAAUUCAGAAUAACCGAAAUACUUCCACAUCCGUUGACUUAUUGGGCGAUCCAGUAACCACUACACCUACGACCUUCUCGACGGGAUACCAGCCCUUGACCUCCAGUCUGCUGGCUGGCCAGCAAUCGCAACCGCAGAAUCAGAAUGCUCUCGCCAACUCGUUCUCGGCAAUGUCACUCCAGUCAGGAACGCAGCAAACCCAACCGCAACAGCAGAACCAACAACAGCAGCUUCAGCAGCAGCCUCAAUCGCAGUCUCUGCUACCGCAACGCACUGGUUAUAUCCAACCUCAACAGACUGGUUACCCGCAGCAACAGCAGCAGCCGGUACAGCAGCAGCAGCAUAUUCAGCAAUCGGCAUUUGCUCAAUAUCCUAUGCAGACUGGUAUGCCCACACAGCAGCAGCAACCGCAGCAACAGCCGCAGCAGCAGCAACAACAACAGCAGCAACAACUUCCCCAGGGCCAGCCUUUUGCUUCACAAUAUGGGCAAAUGCCGACUCAAUAUGGUCAACAGUCGAUUCAGCAGCCGGUGCAGCAGCCUUACGGCGGACAACCGCAACAACAGCAGCAGUUUGCGCAGCCUCAGAUGCAGCAACCUAUGCGUACUGGAAUUGACAAGUCGACGAUCAUGUCCCUUUAUUCUCAUCCUGAUUAUUUUUCAUCUCCUGUGGCUAUUCCCCAAAACCAGCAACAGCAGCAGAUGCCUAACGGUAACCAGUCGCUUCUCGGAGGCCCAGCUGUUGGUUCCAAUCAGCAGUAUGGUGUACAGCAGCAACAACAGCCUGUCAAGGAGACCCCUUCUUUGAAGCCUGGCUCACAUAAUCCAUUUUUGGCCCAGCAGCAGCCACAAAGCCAGCCUGCGAUGGGAAACAAUCAGAAUGGCGGCCGCGCGAGCCCCGAUGCCUUUGGCCAGCUUAGCGCUUUUACCGGAAAUGGUGGGGGAAGUAGAUGGUAGUCUGGGUUUUUGUCUGUGGAAUAAUAGUUUUAAGACUAUUUCGAGAAUUAUUUACGUGCUAUUACUCUGUUUGUUUCUACCACUUUAGAUACGUUUUUGAUAUUUGUGUAUCUUUAUAAACCUUUGUACUUUUCUUAGCUGUUAAAGUAGCAUAUGUUUACAUAGUGAUGUAUAGUAUAGUGCUGUUUCUGAUCGAUGCUGAGAUAUUAGCCAUGAUUCUUUUGGUAUGAUUAGUGAGUUGCAAUCAAUAGGUUUCAUU
This is a messenger RNA of Myxozyma melibiosi, 2834 nucleotides long. RefSeq lists its product as uncharacterized. The transcript is spliced from 5 exons. The record is from RefSeq and is a predicted model, not a curated record. Bases 155 to 2575 code for a protein of 806 amino acids. Gene Ontology annotation, molecular function: protein binding; GTPase activator activity. Gene Ontology annotation, cellular component: cytoplasm. Lineage: Eukaryota; Fungi; Ascomycota; Lipomycetes; Lipomycetales; Lipomycetaceae.